This is a messenger RNA of Mitosporidium daphniae, 1371 nucleotides long. RefSeq lists its product as uncharacterized. Bases 1 to 1371 code for a protein of 456 amino acids. The record is from RefSeq and is a predicted model, not a curated record. The transcript has a single exon. Lineage: Eukaryota; Fungi; Microsporidia.
AUGUAUCAAGCAAUUGGCGAAAGUGCAGCUGGACUUUCUCCAAUUUCUUCAUGUUUACGUACGCUGUUUGAAGAAGAGCCAGCCCAAAGUGGCGUUGCUUCGCCGGGUGCAAUUUCUUGCCCCUAUCCGGCCGAAAUCGCCCAACGAUUCAUUCUUUUAUAUUCGUCGAUGGAUAGUUCUUUGGACCAGAAUUUCAAAUCAUACUCCACAAAAUUGGGAUCCAUUUCUCCGAGGAAAAAUAUCAAUGCCAAAUACUUUUGUGUCGGAUAUGUAGACGCAAACAAUGAAGAGUCCUUUACGUUGGAAACUUUCGAGUCCAUGAUUUGUUCUUCAUACCAGCAAAAAAAGCAUUUUAUCAUCGCCAGGGUUACCACUUGCGACCCUACAAAUUCAAACAAAUUGUACUACUCAUUCUAUUAUGGACCCCAAUUGAACAGGAUCCUGUUUAAAACGGAAAAGCCUACUGCAAAUAGACCGGCAUAUUUACAUCGAAUGCAUUCCAAAAAUCCCCUCAACAAUAUGGACAUCAUUGGCGAUGUCGAGUAUUUCAUAAUUUCGCCAGAAGACGUCGAUAUCGCCAAGGACCAUUGUAAUGUUGAGGAUGCUUUUUAUCUGAAGGCCUCUUUGCUCGAUUUAGAGUCUUAUUUAAACACAGAGAAAGCGACCUCGGGAUCGUAUCAGACCGAUGCUGAGAGCAACGCAAACAACAAAGCAUUUGAGUCGGCCAUUCUUUAUAGGGCACACUAUUUGGCCUCUGACGAGGACUUUCUACGAAGCGUGGAAUUGAGAACCUUUUUCAGCCAAAACUCCAUCACUGACGACAUGUCUUUUUUUGAAUACCAACGACCGGUCAACGAUAGAUAUAACCCUCUUUUAUCGACAUUCCCAUUUGAAACGUACGGGCUUCGUUCAGAUGACAUCGCCAUCAAUCCCGAAAGAGUGAUGAUCGACAUUUCGACCAUCAAUCCGGCUGGCUCCAACUUUGCUUGCUUCUCAUGUUUUGCCAACAAAUCAAAAGAGUUCCAUCGCAAUUUCUUUGUCCUGGUGAUAACAAGUUACUUGCUAAUUUCUCUCUCCCUGCUAAUAUUUGUAAUACCUAACAGUUUCAAAGGACUGCUUGGAAUAGCAAUGGUGAUAGGGCUAUGUGCAUUGCUCAUUAUCUUCAUAGAAAGCGAUCGUAUCACGCAUACCACAUCGGCCGCGGCUGCUUUGAUGACGGCUGCUGAGCUUAGACGCCAGGAUCAGCCUCGACCCGAAACCGAGGUUCAUCCAAUGCGCCCCAGCAACAAUCCCAUGAUGGCUUCAUUCCCGCGAUCCUCGCUGCCGGAAACGAAUGGCCUUGCGCCGAUGAAUCCGAUCGCAGUUGUCUAG